AUGUCAAGUACAAAACAAGCCAAGAAAACUCAAGAAGGAGUUAACUCAAAACUUGCCCUUGUCACUAAGAGUGGUAAAUAUGUCCUUGGAACCAAAGCUACUCUUAAGACCAUUCGUGAUGGAAAGAGUAAACUCGUUAUUAUUUCUUCUAACUGCCCACCAUUAGAAAGAGCUAAAAUUGAAUAUUAUGCUGUUCUUGGUAAAGUUCAAGUUGUCCAUUAUUCUGGAUCUAAUGUUGAUCUUGGAACAGCUUGUGGUAGAUAUUUCUCUGUCUCUGUUUUAUCUAUUAUUGAUGGAGGAGAUUCUGAUAUUCUUAAAGCUUCUGAAUAA
Molecule: messenger RNA, 330 nt
Organism: Entamoeba histolytica HM-1:IMSS
Lineage: Eukaryota; Evosea; Mastigamoebida; Endamoebidae
Product: 60S ribosomal protein L30, putative
Exons: 1
Coding region: 1-330 (109 amino acids)
Cellular component (GO): cytosolic large ribosomal subunit
Molecular function (GO): structural constituent of ribosome; RNA binding
Source: RefSeq, a predicted model, not a curated record